Molecule: messenger RNA, 192 nt
Organism: Clunio marinus
Lineage: Eukaryota; Metazoa; Arthropoda; Insecta; Diptera; Chironomidae
Source: the annotation of a GenBank genome assembly
AUGAUAACUGUAACUGUUGUUUGGGUUUUAUCUCAAGAGAGUUUAACAGUCAAAAACAUUGCUCUAGACUCCAACGAGAUUUUCAUCAAUUUUAAUGUGUUUCCUGCUGAUUCCAGCAAUGAAUUUUACUCUCAUCUCCCGGUGUAUUUAAGUAAACUCAUGGAUGCUGCAAUUCAAUUACAUCAUCAGUGA